GGCCGGCCCACAUUACAGCAGCGCACCCCUGGAGACCGGCGGCCGCUGGUUCGGUGCUCAGUGCAAGCGGCGGCUCCGAGCUCCUUCCCCUCACCGGCGCCACCAUGUCGUUUCUGAGCCACUCGCCUUCGUACGGUUCGCUUACCGGCUUCGAGGAUGAAUUGCCGACGGACAACCUCUUUCUGUUCGAGAUCGCCUGGGAGGUGGCGAAUAAAGUGGGCGGUAUCUACACUGUCAUCCAAACUAAAACAAAGUUGACGGUGGAUCAACAUGGAGAGAAUUAUAUAUUGAUUGGUCCAUACGUUGAGAAUAGUGUCAAGACGCAAGUUGAGCUGAUCGAUCCACCGAACCUGGCCGUCAAACGCACUAUCGAUUUAAUGAACUCCAGGGGUUGCAAGGUUCAUUUUGGCAGGUGGCUGAUUGAUGGGAGUCCUUACGUUGUACUAUUAGACAUUGCAGCUUCCAGCUGCAAUCUGGAUCAGUGGAAGACGGAGCUAUGGGAUUUGUGCAAUAUCGGAGUUCCCUGGUUUGACAAAGAGGCCAAUGACGCAGUUCUCUUUGGGUUUCUCACUGUGUGGUUUCUGGGUGAAUUUGCUGCCCAGUGUGAGAAGGACAUCUUUCUCCUUGCACAUUUCCAUGAGUGGCUGUCAGGCAUCGGCCUGGUGUUGAGCCGGAUUCGUAAGAUACCUGUGGCAACAAUCUUCACCACGCACGCAACUCUGCUGGGACGCUACCUCUGCGCUGGGAACGUGGACUUUUACAACACCCUGAAAAAUUUUGACGUUGACAAGGAAGCGGGCAGCAGGCAGAUUUACCACCGCUACUGUAUGGAGCGAGCUGCUGUUCACUGCGCUCAUGUCUUCACCACCGUCUCGGAGAUCACCGCCAUGGAGGCCGAGCAUCUCCUCAAUCGCAAGCCUGACGUGGUCACUCCGAAUGGUCUCAACAUAAAGAAGUUCUCCGCCAUGCACGAAUUUCAAAACCUGCAUGCCCGUAGUAAAAGUCACAUCAUGGAGUUUGUCAGAGGGCACUUCUAUGGAUGCCUGAACUUUGAUCUGGAUAAAACCCUUUUCGUUUUCAUUGCGGGAAGAUACGAGUUCACAAACAAGGGAGCUGAUGUAUUCCUAGAAUCUCUGUCUCGUCUGAAUUACCUGCUCAAGGCAAACCGGAGUGAUGUCACCGUCGUUGCGUUCUUCAUCAUGCCGGCGAAGACCAACAACUUCAAUGUUGAAACCCUCAAGGGCCAAGCAGUUCGGAAACAGCUGUGGGACACUGCCAAUGUGAUCAAAGAGAAGUUUGGCAAAAAGCUUUAUGAGUUGCUCUUGGAAGGAGAGAUGCCCGAUAUAAACUCAAUGCUAGAUCGUGAGGACUUCACUAUGAUGAAGAGAGCCAUAUAUGCCACCCAGCGCCGCUCAUUGCCUCCAAUCUGCACCCACAACAUGCUGGAUGAUUCCAAUGAUCAAAUCCUGAAGGCAAUCCGCAGAAUUGGAUUAUUUAACAGCUCAACCGACAGGGUUAAGGUUAUCUUUCACCCAGAGUUCCUGUCGUCCACCAGCCCAUUACUUCCUUUGGAUUAUGAGGAGUUUGUGCGUGGUUGCCAUUUGGGGGUGUUUCCUUCCUAUUACGAGCCUUGGGGAUACACUCCCGCGGAGUGCACCGUGAUGGGUAUUCCCAGCAUCACCACCAACCUCUCCGGCUUUGGAUGCUUUAUGCAACAGCACAUCGCUGAUCCAGCUGCGUACGGGAUUUACAUCCUUGACCGUCGGUUUAGAUCACUGGAUGACUCGUGCAAUCAGCUGACCUCCUAUAUGUACAGCUUCUGUCAACAGUCUCGUCGGCAGCGUAUCAUUCAGAGGAAUCGUACAGAGCGGCUCUCCGACCUACUGGAUUGGAAAUACCUGGGAAGGUAUUAUGUCCAUGCAAGACAACUGGCCUUAGCCAAAGCUUUUCCGGAUUCCUUCACUUCAAGUCUCUGGGAGCCUGAAGUGAGUGAAGGUUUCUGUUACCCUAGACCAGCCUCCAAACCCCCAUCACCAGCCACAUCCCUCCAUUCCAGUCCCUACCACAGCGAGACCGAGGAAGAUGAAGAAAGAUACAAUGAAGAGGAAGAAGCGGAGAAAGACCGAAUGAAUAUAAAACCGAUCGCUAUGAUCAGUUCAAAGUUGGAGAAAAGGAGGGUGAAGAAAAAGAGCCAGGCCAAUGAGCCUAGUUCCCCAGGAAGCCUUAGCUACAGCUCGAGUGACCCCGAAAACCAUAGUGACCUGGGGGCAGAGGAAAGAAACUAGAGCCUCAAGCUACAAUGUUUACAACUACAAAGCUGCCACGUUAUACCAAGUCUACAGUGAGGAGUAAACAGAGGGUGAGAAGGUGAGCUGUCUUUAAAUGAGUGCAGGUUGUUACAGUUAAAUCUCCAAACACCGAUAUACCUCCAUUCACGCUUCCAAGUCACGAGACACAGUAACAAAUUGGAAUUUCAGCCCCACAUCACUGAGAUUGUUGCAAGACAUUUCUGGGAAAUCUCUAAACCCAACAAACUAAAAUAAAACGGGUUGGGAGGUGAACCAGAAUAGUCGGACUGAUUUACAUGAGAUUGUAAACCUACACUGCAAGUUAGAUUGAACAGAAUCUGUAUGUAUGCCACUUGCAUGCUUCUCUCCACAAAUUAACACAUCUUCACAUUUCUUCUGUGUAGAAAGGAAUUGCAGAUGCUAGUUUAUGCCAAAGAUAGACACAACGUGCUCCAGGCACACAGACACAGAGUAACUCAGCUGCUCAGGCAACAUCUCUAGAGGAAAUGGAUAGGUGACCUUUUGGGUCAGAGUGACUCUAAAGAAGGGUUCCGACCUGAAACGUCUCCCAUCCUUUUUCUCCAGACCUGCUGAGUUACUCCAGCACUUUGUGUUUAUCUUCACAUUUCUUCUAUCAGUUUAUGGUAGAGGGUACAUUUGAAAUAGAUAAUUCAGCAUUCAAAACUGGAUGUAGAGAAACUAGAUUAUUUUCAGUGGUUUGCACAGCUGAGAUUAUUUGUACAGGAAUUUAAAGCUUUGCACACUAAAUAUAUGAAUUCAGUUGAAUCAAUUAAUAACCAUUAGAAGCACUCCAGAUGUACAGACAACAACCUGUAAAGCUCUCCAAUAAUCACCCUCCUGUUAUAAGGAUCUGGUAGACAUUAUCAUCAAAUGGGAAAUAUGCAAAUUUGUUGAUUGAAGAAUAUCUCUUAUGAUUUUUAAGAAAAGCUGUGUUCCUUGUUUUCUAUUUUAAUACAAUAAUCAGGUAUGUGAUUAGGGAAGUACUUUGUUCAAAGCAUUAAGCAAAAAGAUGAGCCCACAAUGAUCAUGUGUGAAUGUUUAGUAAAUGAGGACUGAGAAGUGGGGGAGGUAGUUGUAUCUCCUUCCAGUAGGGCCAUUUCCAGCCUGGAUUACCCUCAUAUUUGAUAGUGGGGGCUGUAACACUGGACUGGCAUGAAAUAUCUAACACAGGAAAUGAAGCACCUACUCCUCAAGUCUCAACACAGACAAACCAUCCAACACUUUGGGUGCUCAUAAGGAGAAUGACCAUUUGGGUUCAGGCAUGGGUGGUGUGUGAAGCCACUUACAGCAUGGGCCAGUGUUGCCAUGGAAUAGUGGAACGCAAAAGCUAUUUUUGAGUUGAAUGUGGCACUUUAAACAAACAACGGGAAUACAACUCCAUUUCUGCUCCGAAAGCAAAUUGUGAAAUUUACGGUUGAUGAUUUUUUCUCAUUGUGAACCCCCAGUUCAUUUGUUGAGGAUCUCGCUGUACCUUCCUUCCGCCGUUUACGCUGACUUUUGCUGCUGCUCAUUCUGGUGGCUGUUCACCGUUGAGGAUAAACUUGAACUUAAAUGUAUUGGUAAUUAAUUGGCAGUGACAAGUGAAAGAGUGUGAGAAAGUUAUUGUAAGGGCAUGCAAAUAAACGAGUUACUUUUUUAAA
This is a messenger RNA of Amblyraja radiata (thorny skate), 3949 nucleotides long. Its product is annotated as glycogen [starch] synthase, muscle-like. NCBI's taxonomy places the organism in Eukaryota, Metazoa, Chordata, Chondrichthyes, Rajiformes, Rajidae. Gene Ontology annotation, cellular component: cytoplasm. Gene Ontology annotation, molecular function: alpha-1,4-glucan glucosyltransferase (UDP-glucose donor) activity. Bases 105 to 2285 code for a protein of 726 amino acids. The record is from RefSeq and is a predicted model, not a curated record. Gene Ontology annotation, biological process: glycogen biosynthetic process. The transcript is spliced from 16 exons.